Molecule: messenger RNA, 2565 nt
Organism: Colletotrichum scovillei
Lineage: Eukaryota; Fungi; Ascomycota; Sordariomycetes; Glomerellales; Glomerellaceae
Product: mevalonate kinase
Exons: 2
Coding region: 886-2379 (497 amino acids)
Biological process (GO): ergosterol biosynthetic process; isoprenoid biosynthetic process
Cellular component (GO): cytoplasm
Molecular function (GO): mevalonate kinase activity; ATP binding
Source: RefSeq, a predicted model, not a curated record
CAAGCAUGAGGGAGGCCGUAAGCCCCAGAGCGGGUGUCCAGGCAUUCUAACGGAGCACGUCUGAAUUAACCACACCCCAGUCUUCGUCUGUCAUGAUACAGUUUUCUCGCCAAGUAGUCUACCUUCCAUCACGAAGAAAGUAUCCCAUAGGCACGCUACCUUGUCUGCCCUUACAGGCUUACCCCCUUUGGCGAUCGUCUUUCCCCAUGUUUCCUGUCUAAUACCUAAUGACGGGCCCAGCUUCCUCGUUCCGUGACCCAUCGACUCUCCUUGUCCACGUCGAGCUCCAGCAGCUGCGCAACCACGUUGUCCAAUUUGCGGCUUGCCCAUCCACCACCCCCCGGAACCUGGGAAAGCUAAAUUGCCUAACUGAAUCCAGCGUCCCAUUCUCUCGUCCUCUAAUAAAAGUCCUUGGAUUGCUGUAUUACCAACGACCUAGGGCCACUCCUUCUCCUGGAGUCCUGCAUCCAUCCUCCUGUCUCUCUUCUCACUACUCACGCGCGCCGCUGAUCGUCACCCGCUUCCGCUUCCGCCUCUCUUCUCUCACGCUCUCUCCCAACAACUUUUUCUCUGCUUCACCACCCUCUCUCGCUCGCUCUGCCUCCCGCUCUGCACCACUUACGCCAGCACCCAUCUACCUCGUCAAGCCUGCUAUCACGACCCAUCUUGCAGCUGUCGUCUCGAUUCGCUCCGCUACCGCUACUACCCACCAAUUGACCCCUCACAGCACCACCCAUUCGGCACCCGCUAGACGACCCUACAGUUGGGCUACCUAUGCGCUGCCUCUAGUACGGCUCUCGAACAAACACACGAUACCGACAACCUCCUUUUGCGCCUUCGCAUACAUUGGAUUUUGGCUAUUUGCACCACCGAGCAACGCAUCACAUGGCUGUCUUUGCUCCAGAAACGCGAAACGGGGCUGACAGCAUUGCCAUCAAUGGCAUACCGCCCGCCGCCUAUGUAAACGGCAACGGCAACCUGGCGCAUCGCCUCAAAAUGGAACGCAAACAGUCCUCGCCCAUGAUGCCGGCCUUCAUGGUCUCGGCACCAGGAAAAGUCAUUGUUUUUGGAGAGCACGCCGUCGUUCACGGCAAGGCCGCAAUCGCCGCAGCCAUCUCUUUGCGAUCAUACCUUCUUGUCACCUCUCUCUCCAAGUCGAGGAGAACAGUCUCGCUCCGUUUCCCAGAUAUCGACCUGCAACACACAUGGAAUAUCGACGACCUGCCGUGGGCCACCUUUCAGCACCCUUCGAAGAAGAAGUCCUACUACGACCUUGUGACGGAGCUUGACCCGGACCUGGUUGCAGCCAUCCAACCAAACCUCGCAGAAAUAUCACCGCACAAGUCUGACCAAGUACGAAAAGUGCACCAAAACUCGGCCUCGGCCUUCCUGUACAUCUUCCUAUCGCUUGGCCACCAGUCUUUCACAGGAUGCCUCUACACUCUUCGAUCAACAAUUCCUAUUGGCGCUGGUCUGGGCAGCAGUGCGUCGAUCGCCGUCUGCCUGGCAGCGGCUCUUCUGCUGCAGCUGCGCACAUUGUCAGGCCCACACCCAGAUCAGCCCCCUGACGAGGCCAGGCUGCAAGUGGAGAGAAUCAACCGGUGGGCGUUUGUCUGCGAGAUGUGCAUACAUGGCAACCCUUCAGGCGUCGACAACACCGUUUCAACCCAAGGCAAGGCUGUAGUCUUCCAGCGGACGAAUUACAGCAAACCCCCGGCCGUGCGACCUCUCUGGGACUUUCCCGAGCUCCCCCUCCUCCUCGUCGACACGAAGCAGGCCAAGUCGACGGCAUUCGAAGUGGCCAAGGUCGGCAAGCUCAAGAAGACACAUCCGGAGCUGGUUGGCAGUAUCCUGGACGCCAUCGACAAGGUUACGGUCGCGGCAGACACUCUGAUUGGAAAUGAGGCAUUUGACAACGAGGAGGAAGAAAGUCUACGGAAAGUGGGAGAGCUGAUGACGAUCAAUCACGGAUUGCUCGUCUCUUUGGGGGUGUCCCACCCGCGUCUGGAGCGGAUAAGAGAGCUGGUGGAUCACGAAGGCAUUGGGUGGACGAAGCUGACCGGCGCUGGCGGCGGCGGUUGCUCCAUUACUCUGCUGAAGCCAGAUGUGCCCAAGGACAAGCUUAACAGGCUGGAAUCUCAACUGGAAGACGAAGGCUACGAAAAAUUCGAAACAACCCUUGGCGGUGACGGCGUGGGCGUGCUCUGGCCGGCAGUCCUCAAGAACGGAAUGGACGAAGACAAUGAAGGGGGCAUGGAAAUCGACCAAGAGAGUUUCCUGAAUGCCGACGGCAACGAGGGCGUCGAGAAGCUGGUGGGCGUUCACGGGGGCGUAGGCGAGCGAGAAGGCUGGAAGUUCUGGCGCGUCGAGAGCCAUUGAUGAGGUUGCGACAAGCUUCAAUCUGCUUCUACACUACCUUUUUCUAACCGGCCGUGCCACGGUGCAAGGCAGAGAAGAUUUACUGGCUACAUUGGGUUAUUCGCCAUACGACAUGAUAAUAUGAGGAGGAGAAGGGAACAGCUGUGGGUGCGGCUUCAUGUAUCUAUUUUUAAUCGGCGCUGAGAG